ACUUAAGACUGUGUAGGAAGUUUGUUAAACAAAAGUACUUUGUUAACGCUAGCUCACGCGCACAGGAUACUACAAUUGGCAGGGGAGGUCUGCAUCACCUAACACAAAGCGUCUGUUUUUUACCGUUCUACAAACUAAACGCAGGCAAUUUUGCAUUAUUAACUGAAGGCAAAAGCUAUAACUCCUUCCAAACAGGCGAAAAAAGGAAUUAAUUUGCGUACAUAGCACAAAUUACACAACUGCAAAGCUUGCCGAGUUGAGGUUAAACAAAAUGAGCGCAAUCACUCAGGAAUUUUGCGUACGCUGGAACAGCCAUCUUGGUAGUAUUGGCGCUGCUUUUCCACAGCUACUAGCCGGUCAGAGAUUUGUGGAUGUAACACUGGCCUGUGAAGGUCACCAGUUGCAUUGUCACCGUCUAGUGCUGGCCGCAUGCUCUACAUACUUUGAAGCCAUAUUGGCGGAAAAUCCCUGUAAGCAUCCCGUUAUAAUUUUACCAGGAGAGAUCAAGCUCUGGGAGAUUCAGGCGCUUGUAGAUUUUAUGUAUAAGGGAGAGGUGAAUGUCACGCAGGCCGGUCUGGGCCAGUUGCUUCGAUGUGCCGAACAGCUUCGAAUACGCGGUCUAUACGGGUCAGAGGCGGCAAUAAACUACAAUCAACUUCAACAGAUGAGAAACGAAGCUGUCAAGGAUGUAGCCCCAGUCAUCAGGAGACUUAACAAUAUAGACGUGAUUGAAAAGGAAGAUGUAGCUACAAACUUAACCGCCUCAAUAUCUACUACGACCACGCCAGCACAGACUCCCCUAGAGCACCAUCAACAACAAAAACUAGUACUGCAGCAAAUGGAACAGCAUCAGCGUCAGCAGGAAAAUGGUAGUAAUAUCCUGCACCUACAGAGACCACAUCAGAAGCAACCACAACAGCUUUUAAACACCGCCUCCUCAGCAACCGCUUCCAACAACUCAAAUGUACCGACUGAAGACGAAUCCGCGGAUGAUGCCUCUAAUAACUGGAACUCAUAUAAUGAUCAUUGCGAUGACUUUAGAGUAUCCGCAACAGCUGAAAAAAAUAAAACACAGAUGUUGCUCCUCCAGACAAGGUCCCAGCAGCACCGAAAGCAUCAGCCACAUAAUUUGGACUCCACCAUCGAAGACGAUCACAACUAUGUAGCUGCUCACGAUGAUGACAAUGAAAGCAGCGUAGCCCGUAUUGCAAGCAGUGGGAGUGGCCUUCCCCAAAUUUUCGACGCAGAUACUCCUGGCAACAUAUCGGUAGGCCUCAUGCAUAGCUCAAUCGAUAGUUACACCUCAUAUAAGCGUGUUCGACGUUCGGAGGCCUCUUUAGCACAAGCGGCUAAAUGCGUUUCAAAGGGCGAG
Drosophila persimilis is the source of this 1372-nucleotide messenger RNA. Its product is annotated as protein tramtrack, beta isoform. Gene Ontology annotation, molecular function: protein binding. The transcript is spliced from 3 exons. Gene Ontology annotation, cellular component: nucleus. Lineage: Eukaryota; Metazoa; Arthropoda; Insecta; Diptera; Drosophilidae. The record is from RefSeq and is a predicted model, not a curated record. The annotation marks the transcript as partial. Gene Ontology annotation, biological process: regulation of transcription by RNA polymerase II.